Messenger RNA from Gekko japonicus, 724 nucleotides. RefSeq names its product coiled-coil domain containing 167 (gene CCDC167). The record is from RefSeq and is a predicted model, not a curated record. Bases 37 to 330 code for a protein of 97 amino acids. Lineage: Eukaryota; Metazoa; Chordata; Lepidosauria; Squamata; Gekkonidae. The transcript has 4 exons.
GAGGGGGGGAGGCCGCGCGCAACGUGAAAGGAGAAAAUGCCUAAGCAGCGGCAAGAGUCUUUCAGCGUGGCUCAGGAGAUAGACAGCCUGGAGGAGAAGCUGUCCCAGUGCAGAGAGACCUUGGAAGAAGUGGAGUUUAAACUACGGAGAAAAGAACUGACUGUUGAGGAAAGAAAGUCACUGGAGAUGGAGAAAAACCUGCUAGCAGCCCAAGCUGAAAACUAUGAGAAAGAACUGAAAAUGCUUCGUCAGGCAAAUUGCAAGAAUGCAGCACUCUCAGUAGCCCUUGUGGUUUUGGUGGUGGUGAUUUACACCUGCUGGACAAUGUAGCAGAGUUUACGGACCCCUCCCUAAGGACUUGACUGCAGGAGCCUCUUGUGUUCUUCCUCAGCCUCUCUCCAGGGGCUCACUGGUCUCUCAACACUCUGACCGUUCGUGGCCUAGACCCUGGACACCUUUGGAAAUGAAUAAAGCAACAGCAGGUUUGGAGACAAGGCUCACGUUUGACGGAAGCCCUUCAGUCCAAAGAGAGUAAUUUGAAUGAGCUUCUGUGGGUGGUGGUGAAGUAUAAAUGUUUAGAUAAAUUAACUAAAUAAAUAAGGGAAUUUUCCAUUUUCCCUAAUCUUAAAUGACCACCUGUGCACAAUCAGCUUCUCAACUAUUAAUGGGUCGGAACUUUCACCAGUAGCUAUAAUUAUUGAUUUUAAAUGUUUAUACUGUGCUU